CAAUUUCCUUCUUAGCUCUUCAUUUUCAUUUUCUGUACAGAAAAUUUUUCCUUUCCUCCAAUAAAGUCUUUACUUGUUUUGAUUUUCAUUUUGGACGCAAUAAUUCCUUCCUUGUAAACCACAACCCAAUUGAAAAUGAAGGUGGCGAUGUGGAGGUGGAAAGAAUAUGGGGAAGAAGAAAGUGGAGGAGGAGAUUCAAAUGCGUGGUGGUGGUCGUGGAGGAGAUUAAGGUUGAAGAAGUGGGUGAGGAGGGAGCGAGACCAGGUGAGGGAGAAGAGGCCGAGGUGAGUGGGGGUGGCGACAAACCGGCCAGAUGGGGUGGCCCAAGGCCAAAGGGGGUGGCCAAAAUGGCCCUACGGCCACCUCCAAAAUUUUUAAUUUUUAAUUUUUUUUAAAAAAAUAAUUUUUUAAUAUAUCAAAAAAUUAAUUAUAAGACAAGUGAUGCAAUAUAAUUAAUGCUGACGUGACAAUGAGAUAAAAAUAAAAAUUAGAAGACAAAAAAUAAAGACUUCAAACCUAAGAGUUUAUUAAUAUUUAACCCUAAACUUUAAUUUUAUAUCUUCACCUCUGCGCCUCCUUCCUACUACCUAGCUCCUGACCAAGAAACCCUAAAAUCCCUUCAUCCAAAAAAAAGAACCCCUAAAAUCCCAUAACUUUCAACCCUUUAAAUUUAUCAUCGUUAUCCUCUGAUCUCCGUCCAUGGAGGAACCCAUAGUGGCGCCAGCAAUGACGGACUGUUCAAGGCCAUGGCCGAUUCGCAUAUCACUUUAUGAAUCGUUAAUUUAUGAUCCACCUGUGCGUAUUUGUCGGCCUCGUGCUACAGCUCUUUAUCGCCGUCCGUCUUACAACAUAGUUUUCUCUAUGUCAUUUUUCAAGCGUGGGAAGAAGGCUGAUUAUACCAAGUGGUAUAAGAUUAACGUUAAUACAGAAAGUAAUGUGAAGCUCGAGAAUGAGAUGUUAGAGAUCCAGCCGUUUUGGGGAGGAGAAGUUCCAAAAUUUGCUAGCUUUGAAGCCCUAGGCGGCGAUAUAUACUGCUUUGGUGGCAAAGGUCUCUGUGAUUACGGUCGAUCUUCGAUGAAUGUUUAUAAAUUAAGCACUAACUUUCCUACUGAUAGGUUGUUUCGGAUGCCUUCUAUGAAAAUUUCAAGAAUCCAUCCUCACUCUUUGGUGCUUGACGGUAAGAUAUAUGUUCUUGCCGGUCAUGGUGUUUACGGCCGCAGACCCGGACGAAAUGGAAAACUGGAUUUCGGAGAAGUCCCGGUUGUUGAGGUCUAUGAGCCCACCACGGGAGACUGGAAGACCUUGCCUCCUCCUCCAUUUCCUAUAGAAACAGACUAUAUUUGUGCAGCUCUUGAGAAUCCAAGCAGGAUUCUCGUUGCUUCACUUGCAGAAACUGAUGAACCAACUUUAGUGUUCUAUCAAUAUGACGUGAAGCAAGGUUGUUGGCAAAUGCUUGAGAAACCUGAGCGCAACUUACACUAUAAGUGUCCAAUUAGACAUGGAGGAAAGGCUAUCACUGUGGGCAACACUCUCUAUUGGGUAACUUAUGACACAAAGUUGCUUGCCUACGAUGUCCACCAGGACGAGUGGCUGUUGGGGAACCUCAAAGGUCUUGGAAUCUCCUUUCUUGAAUUCGAAUACGACGAGUACUGUCCUUUUAGUUUAAUCCAUUUAGCGGGUCUGAGAUUCGCCAUGGUUCAAUGCGUAUAUGAUAAUAAGGUUGAGGUUCAAUGUGUCAUAGUUGACGUCCAUCCGAAGCCCGAGCGUUUGGAAAUUUCAGUGGUGUCCGUCCACAAAUUUAAGACGGAGAGGAAUUCUCUCGUACAUAGUUGCUUUUUAGUGUAAUUCUCUUGCUUUCACAGAAUUGCUUCUGCAUUCCUAGCAAUUGAGGACAGUGGUUUGAUUCAGGGACAAGGACAAAGGCACAUCUAUUGCACAAAUGGAAAGGGCCACUCAUUAGCAUUUUAUGUUGGGUACAUGGAUGUUUUGUGGCAUAGCUGAGAAAGGGGUAGGUAGUGGGUGUAUGGAUUGCAUUGCAGCAUGUAAUUAGAUUUCAGCUGUGACAGCUUUUGUAAUUAGAUUUUGUUGGCUAAUUGUUGAAUCUCCUGCCACUAAUAUUUUUAUUAUGUCUACAUUCCGUCAGCUUUUGUAAUGACAGUCAGGGUGCUUUUGUAAGGUAUUCACCCAUGUUUUGUAUACAAACAGCUUUUUGUAA
Corylus avellana is the source of this 2215-nucleotide messenger RNA. The record is from RefSeq and is a predicted model, not a curated record. Lineage: Eukaryota; Viridiplantae; Streptophyta; Magnoliopsida; Fagales; Betulaceae.